GGAGAGCGCGGCGCGGCGUGCGCGUGCACGAGCGAGCUGGCCUGCCUCGGCUCCGGCAGCGGCGGGCGCGCGCGGUCGCGGCGGCGGGUGUACGCGGCGCGGGCUGUUGUGCUCCCGGCUGUCCUCUUUCCCUUCCUUGGCGGGUGGAGGAGGCCGCCGAAGCGUUUCUGGGCGCCCUCCAGCUUCCUUCCCUCCGUGUCUUCCGCGGCCCUCUCGCGCUGCGCGGCCUCUCAGACGCAGGACUGUCCCGGCCCGGAUAUGGCUCGUGGACAGCAGAAGAUUCAGUCUCAGCAGAAAAAUGCCAAAAAGCAGGCUGGACAAAAGAAGAAACAAGGACAUGAUCAAAAGGCUGCUGCCAAAGCUGCCUUAAUAUACACCUGCACAGUCUGUAGGACACAAAUGCCAGACCCUAAGACCUUCAAGCAGCACUUUGAGAGCAAGCAUCCUAAGACUCCACUUCCUCCAGAAUUGGCUGAUGUUCAGGCAUAAAGUUGUUUACAGGUGAAUUCAUGACACCUUGAUUCUUCUACUGUCUCAGACCUUAGGUAACAAACCUGCAGCUGCUUUUCUAACAAACUGUUGAUCAGCAAAAAUAAAGGGGCUACAGAAACACUCAUUUUUAUGCUGUUCCCUUUUGAGCUUCAUGCAAAGACAAUUCUGUGUAAAUGUACAGUUGACUCUGAUUUGGAAAUCUGAAAAUCAGUUCAUCCUUGUUAAAAAAAAUUUUUUUACAAUGUAAUUAUAUUGAUGUUCAUAUUGUGUAAAAUAACUCAUUUAAUAAAGUAGUACUUUGAUUUUACAUCACAGGACACAUGGUUCUAGAAAUUCUGUUCUAACUUUUCUUAUUUGCCUUUUAAGAAUCUAAUAAUUCCUUAGCUAAAAUUGCAAGUACAAUUCUUAUCUCCCUUUCUCAUUUAUUCAUUAAAGAUUCAUUUGUUAAGGUAGUGUAUAUGAUUUUAAUGGCAGCUGAUGAUGUAGGUUGAAGAGUAACUUACCUGCUGCCUUAGUAUAUUGCAAUUAUGUGCCAUUGCUCACCUUUGAUCAUUUCCUGUGUUUGAAGUUAGAAUAUUUAAGCUUGAUGUAACUAGUUCUAGCUGCCAGCCAAGGUUGCCUGUAAACUGUGAUUGGAUUGUCAGUGAACUCUUCUGAAAGAUUAGGUUGUGAAUUGUAUGCCAUAAUGAUAUAAUCAUUAGGCCAGUUGUUUAACAGAAAAUAUGAUGGGAACCAAUGUGAAUAGGUAAAGAUCUGCAUUUUAUAAAGUCCAUGGGAUUCUUUGCAAAUCGUUCAAGUUCCUUAAUUUGAAAUGGGAACAACUUCUGAGUUUUUGGAAGUUGCUAUUUGGCCAAUUUUAUGAAUGGAUUUUUGCAUUUAACAGGAAGAUUAGAAUGAUUUAUGGCUAGAUAAUUCUGGAAUACUCCCUCUCCUUUCUACACUAAGUAAAAUAUUCAUUUUAGGGAUUUACUUGUGUUGGUUCCUAAAAUCAAAGCCUAUUUGUACAGUAUGAUUUCCAUCUGAACUAGAAAAGUAUUAAAGUAGGCCAAUAUCCACAUUCUUUUGGCUCUGCCUAUGGGGAAGUAGUUUUGUUGAGCUGGAUGAGGUAAAGCCUACUCAAUUAAGCAAGACUAAUUUUAGUGUUCUUUUAAUUUGCUUUUAUCAACUAUUAUGCAAGUAAAACUGCUGUAGCUCAGUUUGAAAUUGAAAAGUAACAUAGCAGGAAGACCACUAGCUGCAUGUCUGAUCCUGUGGAUGACAAAAUGCAUUCCCUCAUGCUCUAUGUCAUCACUGCACUUGUUUUGUAGCUUUGCUUACUCUUCCCACCGUGUUUGUCUUCAUUGUAAGUUGGAAGUAAUUGAUUUGUAAGGAAAGCUUCAAUGCCCGUUUCUUAGCAGCUCCUGUUCUUAGACCGUAUUUUUAAAAAUGUAGUCCUUUUGUUUCAUGUAUUUAAUUUCCUAAGUUUCAUACUUAGUAUCUAAUGUUUCCUAAUAUGUCAAUUACCAGAACAUUAGAAUUUUACCUGAUUUCUUGUGGCUAUCACAAAAGUUCUGGUUAAAUUUCAAUCUAAAAUUUAAAAAUUUGAAUUUUAAAAAGUACUUUGAGCAUAUGUAUGUUUAUUUUUAGUAACAAAUCAUUUAAAACCCCUCACAACUUUUGGUUGAUUUUUUUUUUUCUGAUGUAAUUUAGAAUAAAAGCUUUUUGUCCUUGUAUUCAACUCUUUUAUAAGCAGCUGAAGACACCAUAUUUAAUUCUAUCUCAGUGACAGGGAAAGUAGUUGGCUCAAUCUAAUAUGAGACAGUAGUUCUUAAUAUUGGGAUCAUUAGUGCAUUUCCCUUUUAGUCUGUAUGAGUUAAAUCUGCUAUAUGGAAAAAAUUACUACAAGUCUUAAACAUCUUUAUUACUUAAUUGAAGAUUCUUUAACAGAUCACCGCAGAAUUUGUUUUACAACUAUUAUGGUGUCUUCAAAGACUUAAAAUACACUGAGAGAAUUGGUCCAUUUUGUACUCUGUAUUUACAUUAGUUGCCAAAAGGAAUGGGGUUAAGAUUAUACUUGUUUCCAUUCUCUACCUAUGGAUAUGCAUCCCCAUGUUUAACUGACAUGGGGUCCCAGUUGUGUGCUGAAAUGUCUUAUUAAAGAAGAUGUUAAA
Messenger RNA from Dipodomys spectabilis (banner-tailed kangaroo rat), 2642 nucleotides. RefSeq names its product zinc finger protein 706 (gene Znf706). The record is from RefSeq and is a predicted model, not a curated record. The coding region runs from base 259 to 489 and encodes 76 amino acids. NCBI's taxonomy places the organism in Eukaryota, Metazoa, Chordata, Mammalia, Rodentia, Heteromyidae. The transcript has 4 exons.